This is a messenger RNA of Eremomyces bilateralis CBS 781.70, 1161 nucleotides long. RefSeq names its product NAD(P)-binding protein. Lineage: Eukaryota; Fungi; Ascomycota; Dothideomycetes; Eremomycetales; Eremomycetaceae. The record is from RefSeq and is a predicted model, not a curated record. The transcript has 4 exons. The coding region runs from base 1 to 1161 and encodes 386 amino acids.
AUGGCUGAACACCACUGCGGGGGCUCUCAGGACUCCCCGAGACCCCGUACCAGCCCCCCGUCCGCCGUGACCCUCCGCCUUCCUCCCACUACCGAACCCCCCAGCGACUCGAAUCCGCCAAAGCAGAAGACAUGGCUCAUCUUUGGGGCAACAGGGCACAUGGGACGGUCCCUCGUCAGGUGCUGUCUGUCUCACGGUGAUAGGGUAUCUGCGGUGGGCUGGACGAAGGAGCACACGCUCCAGCAGAUGCAGAACGCGAAGCCCGGCGAGCGGAACUAUCAUGGCCUGCUGUGUGAUGUGCGGGUUCGAGAGACGGUGGAUGCAGCAGUUCAGGCGGCUAUCAAGCACUGGAAGGCAUUUGACAUCGUUGUGAAUUGUACAGGCUACGGAGUUAUCGGGGCUUGCGAAGAUCAAGAUACACACGACUUACGAAAUCAAUUUGAAACGAACUUCCUCGGCACCUUGAACAUCAUCCAGCUCUCCCUCCCCUACUUCCGUGAGCGCGCCGAAUCUCUGUUGGCCGCCGUACCGGAAAAAUCAAAGAGUGGAAGCGCACAAGUCGCCCCUUUCCCCUGCCGGUACAUCAUUUUCAGUAGCACUUCCGGCGCACUCGGCGUCCCGGGACUAGGCCCCUACUGCGCGACGAAAUAUGCAGUGGAAGGACUGAUUGAGAGCAUGCUAUAUGAAAUCGACUCUUUCGGCAUCAAGGCAAGCUUGAUCGAACCAGGGCACGUCCGUCUGGACGACCACCUCGCUGACGGACCGGAAACGCAACCGCUGUUUAACAGCCCUGUGGCUAGCUCCGUCGUUCCUCCGGAAACCGACACCGGAUUGAAGAAUUCAAAAGGUCUGUCACCAGGAAAACCGCGGCGAUGGCAAGCGUUCCUGGUCAAGCCGCCGUCGGCGCCGUACGAUAGUCCUACUGCACCGUCAGCGCAUGCCAAGCGAGUGGUCCAGUGGCUCAACGAUCGGCAACCUACCUCGGCAGUCAAGAGUGCGGAACUCGUCUGGCAGCUGGGCCAUUGCAGUUAUCCUCCCUUGCGGCUGUUGCUGGGCGGUUUCGCCGUCGAGAGUGUCCGGGACCGACUGCGCUGUGUCACCGAGGAGAUCGAAGACUGGAAGCACCUGAAUUUCCCGAUCCCCGAAGACGAGUCUGAAUAA